AUGGUCUCAGGCGAUAUCCUUGAAAUAUCAGCACCAAGACUGAACGAAGUCGGCCGCAUGGCGAAAGUGGAAGAGGUGCCUGGCCUGGCAGAAAACCUGGUCCUGCUCUCCAAAGAGCAACUGUCCCUCGCUGAGCUCCUGGUAUCAUCAGGGCAGCAAGAGAUUUUUGCCGCCUGGGAUGCAUCAGGCAUCCGGGAUGCAGAAAAAGUGGAGUUUUUCAAUCAGAUCAGCACCCUGGAUCGCAACUACCCAGGAGGUAUUGAGCGCUACUUGCAGAAUGCUCGAGGACUGCUUCAGGCAGCAGCAAGAGCUGAAAAUCCACUGGAUGGAUGGACUCCCUCAGUUCCUCAAGAUGGCUUCCAGCCUGAAGUGGGUUCUGAAGCCUUCAUGGAGUAUGAAGACUUGGGAGCCCGCGAAGUGAAGGGCUGCUGUUUUGUGAUUCCAGCCGGAGGCUUGGGCGAACGCUUGGGCUUUAGUGGCGUGAAGUUCGCUUUACCAGCUGAGCUGGUGACUGGUUGCUGUGUGCUGGAAGUGUAUUGUGCAUAUUUGCGAGGGUUUCAAUCAUUCGCAGAGCGGACUUCCGGCCAGCCGUGUCGUCUGCCGCUGGUCAUAAUGGCAAGCGGGGAUACUGAGUCUGGUAUUCGGGCAUUGCUGGAGAGUGGCAACUACUUUGGUCUUGAGAAGGAGCAAGUCACCAUUCUCGUGCAAGAAAAGGUUGCAGCUUUGGCAUCUAGUGACGCUUUGUUGAGCAUGGAGGGUCCUUACAAAGUAGGCACCAAGCCGCAUGGACAUGGUGACGUGCAUUUCCUGUUGCACUCUAGUGGUUUGGUACGACGCUGGCAUGAGGAAGGUCGGAAGUGGAUCCUGUUCUUCCAGGACACGAAUACCUUAUACCUCACAACGUUUCUUUGCUCCUUGGGUGUGUCUGCCAAGCAUGGUUUGCAUGCAAAUGUUGUAACCAUGCCCAGGAAAGCAAAGGAAGCUGCCGGUUCCAUUGCACGUUUGACUCACUGGGAUGGUCGGAGCAUCGUUGCAAAUGUGGAGUACAACCAACUGGAGCCACUCUUGAAAGCAACAGGACAUCACGAAGGUGACGUCAAUGGGCCAGACGGAUUCUCGCCAUACCCUGGCAACACCAACGAACUGCUUUUCUCUCUUUCAGAAUAUGUGUCGGAGCUGGAGGAAAAUGGAGGGCAAAUGCCUGAAUUCAUCAAUCCAAAAUACACAGAUGAGUCAAGAACGAAAUUUAAGAGCCCGACCCGUUUGGAAUGCAUGAUGCAAGAUUUUCUGAAAGUGAUAAAUGCAAGCAAAGCGAAGGUUGGCUUUACUCGUUAUCCUUUGACCUUCGGAUAUUUUCCGUGCAAGAAUGAUAUCAUUACUGCAGCACGUCUUGCUUCUCAGGGAACACCCCCACAUGGAGCUGCAUCUGCUGAAGCUGCCGUCUAUGAUGCCAAUUGCACUAUGCUGAGAUUGCUGGGAGUCUCCGUAGCAGAUGCAGAGGAACGACAUUGGAAAGGUGGUCCACAACUUAUGGGCCCAGCUGUCGUGCUGUGGCCGGAUUUUGCACCUUCCAUGUUGGAAUUGAGGAAAAGGCUGACGCUGCCAAGUGCAGUGUGCAUUGCAUCAGGCAGCACCUUGGAAAUCCGUGGAGAUGUCUAUUUGCGGGAACUUGAAUUGAAUGGCGCCUUACGAAUCGUGGCUGGACCUGGAGUUACUUUGCACAUUCCAAAGCUGAAAGUGCAGAACCGAAGCCAAAGCUUUGAGGCGCUAACUGACGGCGAACAGAAUGGAGAAGCACCUGAGGAGCUCAGGAUUCGUGGUUACAGAUGUGUAACUUAUGAGCUUGAGAGGAUAGAAGCGACUGAAGCAGGUGUCUACACACUGACAGAGGAUAAGAAGCUCAUUCCAAAAUUGGAGUAAAA
Messenger RNA from Cladocopium goreaui, 1922 nucleotides. The record is from the annotation of a GenBank genome assembly. NCBI's taxonomy places the organism in Eukaryota, Dinophyceae, Suessiales, Symbiodiniaceae.